This is a messenger RNA of Sclerotinia borealis F-4128, 2247 nucleotides long. The record is from the annotation of a GenBank genome assembly. NCBI's taxonomy places the organism in Eukaryota, Fungi, Ascomycota, Leotiomycetes, Helotiales, Sclerotiniaceae.
AUGGCAUCAAUGCAGCAUCAUCCGCAUCACGCGCCGCAAGGUCAAGGGCCUCCACCUCCGCACCAUCUCCAGCAACAACCGCGACCUUCGAGUAUUGUGCAUCAGCAUCAUCAGCAAGCUCCUCCCCAACCACAACACUCUAACGCGUAUCCUUCUGGACACGCUAUACCUCAAUAUCCCCAUACUGCGACAGGACCUGGUGGUCAACAUCAAGAGCUUCCAUAUUACCCAACACACCCAAGUCCUUACAGCACACCAAGCGCAUCUGGCCCAUAUUCAUCAGCAGGUCCAGAAACCCCAGACAUUAUGGCGGCUACACAACAUAUGGCUCGAGCUCCGUAUCCUCCGAUUUACCAGACUCCCCAGUCCAACUCCCCUGCCUCUGUCGCCUCGCCUGCACAUGAAAGAAUGUAUGCGCCGUCUGCACAGUUGCAGCAAAACCCACAAAUGUAUUACACUGGGCCACCGCAGCAACAAUAUCCUCCACCUAUGCCCCAGCAGGGAGGUCCUUCCCCAUAUGCGCAACAGCAGCCACCACCACAACAACAGCAGCAACAUCAUCAGCAGCAGUCGAUGACUUCGCAGCCAACACUGCUCAUGUCACAUCAGACAAAUCAACAUCCAAUGCAACAGCACCCUAAUCAGCAUCAACAACCGGGUAUGACUGGGAGUCCAAGAACGAAAAUGGAGCCACACGUCCCACAAAUUGCACGCCCAAAUCCACCAUUAGGGCCCCAGCAAUCUGCAAACGGUACACCUCAAAUGCAGCCCAACAAUGCUCCAGGGAGUGGCAGCAGUGGUGUUAACCCCAACGCUGCGCCAGGUCCAAUUCCAGCAACCACCCCUCUCGUUGUGCGACAAGAUGGUAAUGGAGUUCAAUGGAUUGCAUUUGAAUAUUCGCGCGAUCGUGUCAAGAUGGAAUAUACGAUCAGAUGUGAUGUCGAGUCCGUGAACGUUGAGACCCUGUCCCCUGAAUUUAAAACGGAGAAUUGUGUUUACCCGAGGGCGUGCUGCAGCAAGGAUCAAUACAGGGGAAAUCGAUUGGUAUACGAAACGGAGUGCAACACUGUCGGGUGGGCCUUGGCAGAAUUGAAUCCUUGCCUACGUGGCAAACGUGGAUUAAUACAAAGAGCGGUCGAUAGCUGGAGAAACAGUAACCAAGAUCCAAGAUUGAGAAGUCGAAGAGUACGAAGAAUGGCUAAAAUUAGCAAUCGUAAAGCGGUUCAAGCGGCUACCUCGCACAACCCUCACAUGACUGGUCCUAGUCCGACAGGGAUGCCACCAUCUGCGAACAUGGGCCCCGGUGGUGCGGGAAGCAUGGGUAAACCCAACCUUAGCGGUAUGGGUGGUCCACAGCUUCAUCACCACCACGCUCAUCCCGAUGGAAGUAAUCAAGGAGGAGAAGAAGUCGGUGACGAAGAAUAUAUAGACGGACACACUCACCAUCACCAUCAAGCUCCGAAUAACCAAUCUGCCAAUCCAGUAGAUGAUGUGCGACAGAACCAAGCCUUCCCCGGCUAUUCCAGCAACUACCCUUCAAAUAUGUCAGUAGGCGGGGCUACCAUGGCUCCAGGUGAUAAUGGCGGGCGUCCUUUGCCUAGUUCGGCUCACCCAAUUGCCGCACAAUCUAAAUCCGACGAUGACGACAGCGUUGAUGUUUUUGGCAAUGUUCCUGAAACCAAAAAGCGUAAGUUUCUCUUGGUUGAGGAUCCCUCUAAGCAAAGUCGUGUUCGUGUCCGCGUUACCUUGGACACGGUCGAUAUCAAUGAAAUUCCAGAUUCCUUUCGAAAGAGCAACUCGGUCUACCAACGUUCUUGGUUCCCAUUGGAAAUGCAAUCACGUCCUCCAUCGGCGCACGGCAGUCGAUUCUUCGAAGAGGAUGAUACCGAUGAUGAAGUUGAUGGAGGUCGAGGUCGCUCUCGACGUGGCAGAAAAAUGUUUUCUGUUCAAUUGCCAGACGGCAACGAAGGCGAGAUUCCGGUUCCCCGAAUGCGCAAACCUCAGAGAGCUUUGGAAGUCAAGCUCAACGAUUUGGGAUACAGAAUGGCUUGGCAUCAAAGUAGAGUCUUCGCAAACAAGGCAAUCUUCUUGCAAAAAGCUCUUGAUGCGUGGCGCAACAAGGUCAAAGAAAACAUCGGCAUUGCAGGAAGAGAUGUCACUGCGAUCCCUCAUUUCGACACUCGUUCUGGAAAAAGACGUUGGCUAGAAAGCGCCAAGAAGCGCGAGCAAGAAGAAACGGAAGCCUAA